Poeciliopsis prolifica (blackstripe livebearer) is the source of this 1630-nucleotide messenger RNA. It is a transcript of the gene rlbp1b, whose product is annotated as retinaldehyde binding protein 1b. Gene Ontology annotation, molecular function: phosphatidylinositol bisphosphate binding. Bases 91 to 1014 code for a protein of 307 amino acids. NCBI's taxonomy places the organism in Eukaryota, Metazoa, Chordata, Actinopteri, Cyprinodontiformes, Poeciliidae. Gene Ontology annotation, cellular component: membrane. The record is from RefSeq and is a predicted model, not a curated record. The transcript has 8 exons.
CUCUGGGCCACACGGACGGGUCCGCUCUCCGCCUUCUCCUCCAGGUCUGCAUCAGAACGCGUAAAGAAGCCGAUCGGAAGAGCAGGAAGCAUGGCUGUAGUCAGUGGAACCUACCGCAUGGUGUCAGAGGAGGAGCAGGCGCUCAGGGCCAAGCUGGAGCAUCUCACCGUCAAGGACCACGGCCCCGUGUUUGGACCCUGCGCCAGCCUGCCAGACCACACCAGGCAGAAGGCCAAAGAUGAGCUGAACGAGACAGAUGAGAAGCGUGUGUCAGCAGCGAAGGAGCUCCGAGCCAUCAUUAAGGAGAAGGCGGAGGCCGGAGAUGACCUGGCCAAGGGGGUGCAGGACACCUUUGGGGAGAAACCAGACAGUCUGCUGGUCCGCUUUAUCCGCGCCAGGAAGUACGACGUGCCCAGAGCCUUUGACCUCAUGAAGGGAUAUGUCCGCUUCCGGAAGGAUUACCCUGAGCUCUUUGAGAACCUGACCCCAGAGGCCGUGCGCAGCACCAUCGAGGCCGGCUACCCCGGCAUCCUCCAUAGCAGAGACAAAUACGGACGUGUGGUUCUGCUCUUCAACAUCGAGAACUGGGACUACGAGGAGAUCACCUUUGACGAGAUUCUGCGUGCCUACUGCGUGAUCCUGGAGAAGCUGCUGGAGAACGAGGAGACUCAGAUCAACGGCUUCUGCAUCAUUGAAAACUUUAAGGGCUUCACCAUGCAGCAAGCGUCAGGAAUCAAACCUACCGAGCUCAAGAAGAUGGUGGACAUGUUGCAGGACUCCUUCCCGGCCCGUUUCAAGGCCGUGCACUUCAUCCACCAGCCAUGGUACUUCACCACCACCUACAAUGUGGUGAAACCCCUCAUGAAGAGUAAGCUGCUAGAGAGAGUGUUCGUCCAUGGAGACGAGCUGGAAAACUACUACAAGGAGUUUGACCCCGAAAUUCUUCCCUCUGAGUUUGACGGAAAAGGUUCUAAGUACGACGGCAAGGCCACGGCGAACAAGCUGUUCGACUAGUCGUCAUAGAAAGCUGUCGCCCAGCAGUCUGACAGCUGAAAUGCAGUGAAAAAAAAAACAUGUAACAGAAUAAUCCAGCUGUGUGGAUGUAGGCAGAAUAGUUAUGAAUGAAACAUAGGAGAGCGUGAGAAAGGCUGAAGAAGAGUCCGUUUUCCAGAUGUUCUGACAAAACCCAGUCCUGCAGGAAGGGGGCGGUACUGAGCUGAAACCUUAGCUUUCUACAGUCUCUAACUCAUAAAUUUUGAGCAGAAAUUACAAUUUUUUUUGUUAUAAAUCUUUUACCCAAAACAUAGAAAUGUAAAUUCACACGGAAACCUGAUUGGAAUAUUUCUUUCUGCUUUAAAAGAGAAACUGUUGUCCACUUCCCAUUGAUUUUCCAACUCAACAUUUUUGAAGCUGAAAAAGAAAGUCCCAUCAGGGAUGAUAUUUCAAACACCAUGAAUUGGAUUUCAGGAGUUUCAAUGUUGUUUUAUACACCAGAUGAGACUUAAAGUAUGACAUGUCUGUCAAUUCUUUCUUUAGAUUCACUUUCAGAAUAAAACCAAGUUUUACUCGGCAUGCCACCUUGUACACCAACAAUGUCAAUAAAUGUACAAUAAACUGUAUAUAAAUAUAA